This is a messenger RNA of Thunnus maccoyii (southern bluefin tuna), 2567 nucleotides long. Its product is annotated as F-box only protein 40-like. Bases 228 to 2426 code for a protein of 732 amino acids. Gene Ontology annotation, molecular function: ubiquitin protein ligase activity; protein binding; zinc ion binding. Gene Ontology annotation, cellular component: cytoplasm. The transcript is spliced from 9 exons. The record is from RefSeq and is a predicted model, not a curated record. NCBI's taxonomy places the organism in Eukaryota, Metazoa, Chordata, Actinopteri, Scombriformes, Scombridae.
UAAAAGGUACUUAAUAAAGUUUGGUUGCUGUGGCUUGAAUCCGCUGCUGCAGACUGAGGGGGGAGUUACUUCUCCUGCUGAACUUGCUUGGUGCUGCUUGGCUAAUUUUAACCUGCCAGUUGAAAAGUUCAGGGACUGAAAGCAAUGUUAUAAGACCAAAGAGAGGAAGCAACACGCCUGCCGUGGCACAUUGGAUUACAAAACUUCUGAUAGAAAGUCCUGUAGAUAUGAGUCAUCGUUCUCGAGCCCCCAGGGUACGACAACAUGUCCACUGUGACUCCUGCUACAGCCGGCGCUGCAGGGCUCGGGUGGAGGUCUCUGUGUGCUGUUCAGUCGUCCCCUGCCGCCUGCUCUGUGGAGCUGUCUUCCACCUGUGCAAAGAGGAGGAUCACCUGCUGCUCUGCCCCAACGUCAGGGUGCCCUGUCUCAACGCUGAGUACGGCUGCCCGGUCCACCUGACCCGCUCCUCACGGGCAGCUCACCUCCAGGUGUGUCCGGCCAGCGUGGUGUGCUGCUCCAUGGAUUGGCUCCGCUGGCCGACUGAUGAUACAGACCCACACAGCUACAAGGCCCUGCAGGAGAAUGUGCUGAAGGAAAAUGAGGGACAAGAGGAGGCCCUGGAUCUUGCUAUGGCCCUGGUCGAUCAGUCAGACCUCUACGCCCGCCUGAAAAUGAAGCCCCUCUACCCAGAGCUGAUGCAAACAGAAGAAGUGGAGGAGGAAACAAGGGAAGAGAAGAAGGAGGAGACAGCAAUGGGAGGGUUUGUUAAUGGUGUCCCAGACAAAAACACCAAUGAAGAAAACAGUGUGUGUGAGACUGAUGUUGACGAAGAGACUGUUCAGAACAAUGUGAAGCCAGAUUUAAGCCUCAGCAAAGAGAAAUACAACCUGUGUGAGAUGAUGUUCAACAUGGAGAAGGGCGGCUGUGCUGUCGCUGAGGCAAACCAAAAGAACCCCAAACAGAAGGUGAAACCAGGUGAGAAGGGGAAGUCCCAGAGUGAGAGAGAUUCAAAGAAGGAUGAAAGGCAAAGCAGUGGGAUGAACAACACAAGUGCAGACCACAGAGGAGAGAAAGAUCAGGCUGCUGCAGAGAAAAACUGCCCUCCGCCGGACACAAGUAAGACCGGACAGGCCCCGUGGCAGGAAGGGGUGCUGGAGCGUCUGGGACAGGAGCUCACCCCGCAGGAGUACAACAUGUAUGUGGUGCAUCACGGGCGCAUGCUGCUCGCCUUUGGGCAAAUGGAGGCCUGCACACCAAGAGAGAAAGAUUUUGUUUACGGCAGCCUGGAGCCGAUCCCAGUUCAGACCCUGCGCUCUUUCAAGGUCCCUGACAGCUAUCACUACAGGCGGCGGGUUCAUCUGUACAACACGGCUGCAACUACUCCAAGUGAGGCUCGCAGUGUGGACACGUCAGACCUCGGAGUCAAUGAAGAAGACUGGUUCACUGAUGAAGCAGCAGCCACCCUGCUGGGAUACGCUGAGAAGGAGGUCAAGGGUCACAAGAUCAGUGAGUCAAAAGCAUCCGACGGGCUGUAUGUUGACUUGGGAACACAAACGCACUUGUUCCACUCGGCACCAUUUAAAGGGAAGUCGACCCUCGCAGACGUGAUGGUGGACAGACCGCUGAAGCUUCAUCUGCAGCUGCAGGCCCAGAGCGUGAACAGCAGACACCACAGAGCCAGCAGUGUUUUUACCUUCCUCUGUGGUCACACCUUCCAACGCAAGGAGUUCGCCACACAUUUCAGGAACGUCCACAGCGACAUUCAGACGUGUCUGAGUGGAUGGUUCGAGCAGAGAUGCCCCCUGGCAUACCUGGGAUGCACCUACAGCCAGAGGAGAUUCAAGCCCUCCACACAUAAAGCCACCGUCACCUACAAUCAGCAGCUGAGGAGUUUCAACUUACGUCCGACCCACGUAUCCUCACUAGAUUAUGACUCACAGCCGUCCAGGAGCUCAGCGGACACCUCCGACACCCAGAGGAGGAGAGGAAGUCGGGCAGGAGGAGGAGGGGAGGACGCUCUGAGCUCGCUGCCCUAUGAGGUGCUGUGCCACAUGGCCAGUUUCCUGGACAGUCUGUCCCUGUCCCAGCUGGCUCUGGUGUCCCGGCUCAUGAGGGAGGUGUGCUCCACGCUGCUGCAGGAGAGGGGGAUGGUCACCCUCCAAUGGGAGAGGAAGACCUACUCACAUGGAGGAACCAAGUGGAAGGCCAAACCAGUAUGGGAGUUCAGUCACCUCUUCUCCUCAGUGGAUUCAUGGCAAAUGGAAGACAUCCCUCCUAUAUCUGCUCAUCUAAAAGUCUGUCCUUACUACGAGACCUGUCUGCUCAGCAAACCUUUUCCCCUCCUGAGCUUAAGUGAGAAACAGGAGAGCAGCCAGGGGAGACCGAGUCUGGUCAACCAUUUCACAGCAAGCAGAAAGCAAAAGUGAAAAAAUCCAUUUAAUUCUACCUUGUAUGCAUACUUUAAAAGCAUUUAUUGUGUUCAAUUUACACUGAUGCCCAGAUUACACUGCUAGGGAUGAUGUAUUAUAACCAGUAUUUCAAAACACAAUAAAUCAACCUGAACUUGU